Helicoverpa zea (corn earworm) is the source of this 2620-nucleotide messenger RNA. RefSeq lists its product as uncharacterized. The transcript has 6 exons. Lineage: Eukaryota; Metazoa; Arthropoda; Insecta; Lepidoptera; Noctuidae. Bases 101 to 2620 code for a protein of 839 amino acids. Gene Ontology annotation, molecular function: protein binding. The record is from RefSeq and is a predicted model, not a curated record. Gene Ontology annotation, cellular component: plasma membrane.
GUUUAUAACAAGUGCAUUAUUUGAAUUAUUUUCAUCACCCAAUAAAAAUAUAAUUAAUUUUCAUACCUCAUCAAUUAUAAUUACAUGAUGUUUAUCGACCAUGUUGUACUUGAAUAAUGGUUAUUUGAAUUCAUCAGCAAUCAAAAUUAAAAUGCUUUUGCACAGAGAUAUCAACAUUUUAGCGCGGUUCUAUACAGUGUUUGUGAUUUCACUUUUAUUGGCCCGCUACAGUAAUGCUAAAGAUACGCCCACCAAUAGCUCUAUUAAAAGUAUGAUUGUUCAGGAAAUUAUGAAAAAAGUGUCUAACAUAACAUUGACUGCUUUGGCAAAAGCAGAUCCCGAAAAGAAAGAAACAGUUUUACACCAAAUAGAACAAAAAUUAAGGAAAUCUGCGAGAAAUAUGGGAUCUGAUGCAAAUAAGUAUGUGAAAUUUAUCAUGAAUGAAUUUGAAUCUAAGGCUUCCGAAGCUCCGAAAGCACCGAAACGUAUUCCAGAUGUCAUACGGAAAAGCAUUAACGUUAGAAUGGAUGAGAAACCUAAGGCAUCCGUUGUCAUUGACAGUUCAUUAAAAAAAGAAAUCAUUGCUGAUAUAGCAAAAAAAAUUCAAACUCUCGCUAAAAUGCAUAUGAAAGACGCUAAAACAGUCAUAAGUAAGAAAAAAGUUAUAGAAAAAAUUAAAAAUAGAAUCAUGAAUGCGGCUCAGAGUAAACACGCACAGCUUCACCAGAAACAUGAUGAACUUAAAGCUUACAGUAGUCUCAUAGCACAAGGAGUCGAACUAUCCAUGCAAAAACUGUUAGCGCAAGACAGUGGUAGAAGUGGUAGACGCAUGGACAGCCAAGAAGAUUUAAAACAACCUUCAGAAGAAUUAGGCACUGAAGACAGUAAGCAGAAAAACAAUACGGAUCUGGAAAAUGAAAUAUUAAAAAAAACCAUGGUUGCCAUAAAUAUAGAAGAAAUCAAUAAAUUUAAGAACCUCAUAUCUGAAUCCUUCAAUGAAACUUCCAUCGAUCCGCGCUGUGAUGAAAUUUUGGAAGAUACAUGUCUUAGCAUACAAGCAUUUCAUAGAAUACCUUGUGGUCAAGGAAAAAGUAUACCUAUCGAGAAUCUUUGUAACGGUGUUGUUGAUUGCAUGGACAAUGUCGAUGAAGUUAACUGUACUCGUCAAGCAAUGGAAAAAGUAAAGAAAGCUACCACAGUAAUGUCAGAAAUAGCUUCAUCUCCUCAUCGUCAAUGUUUCCCAUCAACGGACGGUGGCCUAUUUGCAGCACAAAAUCAAAUUUUACGGGACGUAUUACAGAAUCAGAUGGAGUUCUUAGAGAAACAUCUUAAUGUGACCUUACAGGAAACACGAAAAAAUCCAACAGAUGAUAUUUUUAUUAAAAAGGCUGUGACAGAUGUAGGUACGAUAUUGAGUACCCUAUCAUACGCUCUUGAUGGAUCCAUUUGUGCACAUCGCGUCGACCCCGAUAAUCCAAAUGACACUGCCGCUCGUAAGUAUAAUGUUAUAGAACUAGACGAACUAGAAGAAGAACCCAAGGCACCCAAUUGGUCACCGAAGUCGUGCACUUGUAAAGGACAGUUUUGCAAAGACCCUUCUUGUGAAGAUCCCUGUAAACGUAUUUGCUGGCAGAGGUACAGCUUGAACCACUGGUCAUGUCAAGCUACUAAUAGCGCCACUAGCGUCUCCUUAGAUGUCAUCUGUGAUGGCAAACUGGACUGUUUCGAUCAAUCUGAUGAAAGUUAUUGUGCAACAGAUGCCAACGGCUUGAAAUUUGAAGCUUUGAAAAAAUACAGCACUUUACUAGAUCUACUGACACUAAAAUCUAAAUCAUACGAAUUCGUCAAAAGCCGAAAUAAACUGGUUGCAAUGCAUGCUUUAGUUCGUCAGCUACAGAAACAUACUAUUAAGACAAAUGUUAAUAGAGAAGUUGUAAAGACUCUUAGAGAUGAAGCUUUUACGAUGCUUGUCUCAAUAUACGAUGAUGUGUUAGAAGCUGGUAAUUUAGGAGGAUUAGAAGAUUACUAUAUAAUCUUAAUGUCAAUCAGCGAACUGUUGGUGGAUGCCCUAAAACGUUCUAAUACUGGAAAUGAAAUUCUGAUACCCGCGGAUGGGUGUUACUGUAGAGACGGACUUUGCGCUCUACGCAGGUGUAGCAAGAAUUGUGUUCAAGCUUGUUUAGCGGAACCCUCACUAACCCAGUAUCCAUGUGGCUAUAAAAACAUAUCUGUCCCAAUUGAUGCUAUUUGUAAUGGAAAAGAGAACUGUCCGAAUGGACGAGAUGAAAAGGAUUGUAAAAAAGACGUUUGUCGAGGACAUCACCUGGUCGUACUGCGUCAUAACAUACAACAUGUAGGAGUGAAACACAGGUCAUCAGUUUUGGGCGAAGUCCUCGACUCAUGGAAAGAAAAGGUGUCAGCGGCACUGUUCGUUGCUGAAGCUACUCAGAGGCCGAAUCGUACUUCAAUGGUUGAAAUUAUGAGGCGUGUCCUCCACGACCUCGUGAUGGCAUUCGCAUCAAUGGAAGACUCCAGGAAAGCUCAUUCCGAGGUCGCACUCAAAGAAUUCAUAGCUAUAGCUAAUAUAGUGAUGCAGACGUUGAAAACUUGUGUAUAUUAA